AGUUUGGCAUGAGAAAAUAGUUCUCAUGAGGGAAGCUGAACAGUUUCCAUGCCAAAACCACACUAACCGCUUAAAAUGCAUUUGGUUACAUCCACCUAUAUUUUAGUUCAUUUAUUUCGACAUAUCCAUGGAACUGCAGGUAAACGAUGACAACAAUAGGUGGUUUUUCGAAAAUUUCAAACCGCCCCCUGCUGUCUUCGUUGUUUGAAAUCCUACCUACUCGUUAGAUAUAUAACGGCACUUGGGUAGGAUAGGAUCUGAGGAAAAUCAGGCAUCGCAUCUCAGUACCUGUCAACAAAAUCCCAAAGGGUACAUUAAAAGCCACGUGAGCCACUAUUAUUAUACGACCGUGUAGCAAUUGCGCAUGCUCGUAAUUUGUCUGGGGGAAACUGCUAUUUUUAUUCUUCCCAUAAAAUGGCUGCGGAAGUCAAUGAAAAGCCAACACAUCAGGAAGAAACUUCUUUGUUACCAAGUAGUCUUGAAGAAAAAUGUUUGAAUUUUAUACUGAAAAACAUGUGGGGAAAAUUUUGUAAGUUUAUGGAGGAAGAUAUAUCAAACAGAGAGAAUGUUGUUCGAUUCUUCGACAACAUGCUUGAUGAAGACUUCGAAGCUGAUGUUCUCAGGAGACACUCACAUUUCCAUGGUAGACUUUCUCGAAAUAUUGUUAAAAAGUGGUUGGGUAAGAUUGUAAAACUCUAUGAAUUUCCUAAAGGAAUUUGUCCCAACUUGCUAUUAUCACACAGAAUGGGCUUCAUUUCAUACGUUUCACAUUUAUACAUUAAAAAGAUAACAAGUUAUUGCAACUGGAGAGAUUUGAUUGUGUAUAUUUCUGCAGAUUGUAUAAGUACACAGAAAAAAGUGGUACAGAAGCUUUGUUUACUAGGGAUGAUAGAAGAAGCUGCAAGAUUUGCCAAUGAUUUUAACCUUGAUGAUGAAGAUUGGCCCAUUGAUUUACAACAGGAGCGACAACGUUGUUUGAAUGAACCACUACAAGUCACAGAAGAUGAUCUUUUAUGGAGUACAGAUGAUGAAGAAAGUGAUGAAGUUGAAGAUUCCACCCAUCCAUACUAUUAUUUUCCACACCCACGACCAAAGAUUUUGAUGAUAAAGAAUAAAGAAAAGUUUCAACACUGUAUAGAACAUUUAUCUCACCCUGGCUCCAUUGUUGGUGUUGAUCUAGAAUGGCAAACUUUAUUUAAUUCAGAAACUAACCGAGAUAGUAUUGCACUCAUACAACUUGCACUGCUUGAGUGCAUCUACAUUGUUGACGUGAUAACACUGGCACAAAUUCUUUCCAAAGAUGACUGGACACACUUUUUUAACAAAAUUUUCAAUAGUAAAACCGUUGUAAAAUUAGGUUACAGUUUCACACAAGAUUUAAAUAUCAUUGCAGUCACAUUCCCAUUCAUUGAUACAAAAGAAUUCUCCAACAUCAUUGAUCUUCAGACAACAGUUAAAAAGUCCUCAAACGUUAAACAUAAAGGCCUUAGCGGACUAGUAGAACAGCAUUUUAGUCGACCUCUAAAUAAAGCAUAUCAAAUUUCUUGUUGGGAAAGGCGACCUCUUCGAAAAUGUCAAGUUAUCUAUGCAGCAUUAGAUGCCUAUGUGUUGUUGCAGCUCCAUAAAGUUAAUCUAAACAACGGUGAAGAAUCAUCCGACCCAUCAUCAGUUAGCUUGAGUGAUGAUUCAACCACAAUACCUUGUGACUGUGAUGAGACUAAAGAGGAAGAGAAAUCAGUCAACUGUGAUAUAGAUAAAAAUGACUUGGUGUGCUCCCUAGACAGUGAUAAGUCUUUGAAACAAUGCAAUAAUUCUCCAAUUUCCCCUCAUGACUUGCGAGUUAUUGUUGAUACAAUGCUUCAAGGCUUGGGAUGGAACCUCCGCAGUGUUGGUGUUGAUACUUUUAUUAUGAGAAACAACCAAGAUCAUAAAGAUGCUAUUGCUUUGGCACUGCAAGGAAAUCGUAUUGUUUUGACUGCAGGAAGAGUAUACCAAAUGUUUGCGUCAAGACUUGGUGAAAAUAAAUGCUUCAGUGUAUCUAGCCAGAACGUUAAAGAACAACUGAUGGAGGUCUUAACACAUUUUAAUGUGAAGGUAAAGGAAGAAGAUCUUCUGAGUAGAUGUCAGAUUUGCAAUUGUAAGACUUUUGUCUUGGUUGAAUCUGAGAAGAUGCAUGUGUUAAAGGAAGUGAAGCCAAGUUCCUCAUCAACGAAAAAGAAAUCUUGGAUUUCAGAUCCCAAUGGCUCUGAUGCUGUAGAAAGUAUUCCUGAUCCAGAUAUGCUAUUUAGCAGUAUGGUCACACACCCUGUAAAUAAGCUGGAAUCCUAUCCUGUAUUGGAAAAUGAAGAACUGAUUGACAUGGAUACUGCCUUAUACCGAAGUAAUGGUGUAGCUAUUCAGCUGGAACAUAUCCCAAAUACUUUAUUUGCUGAAGACAAAAUAUUCUACUGUUGUAUAAGCUGUGGUAAAGUCUAUUGGGAUGGUUGCCAUUAUAAGCGUAUGUUGAAACAAUUCCAUUCUCUGAUGAUGAUGAGAGAUAACCAACAAUAAUUUUGGAUUCAGCAACAGUAUUGAUUCUGUUUAUUAUGUUACUUCAAACUAAAGCCAACAGACUGUCACAAAUUCUACACAGUAAAACAAUCUUUGAUGUAAAAUAUAUGUAAUGGAAAUGCUUAAAGCAUAAUAAAAUAAUUCUAAACUAAAGUGUUUUAUUUUUAAAAUUA
Molecule: messenger RNA, 2723 nt
Organism: Octopus sinensis (East Asian common octopus)
Lineage: Eukaryota; Metazoa; Mollusca; Cephalopoda; Octopoda; Octopodidae
Product: exonuclease mut-7 homolog
Exons: 17
Coding region: 415-2550 (711 amino acids)
Biological process (GO): nucleobase-containing compound metabolic process
Molecular function (GO): 3'-5' exonuclease activity; nucleic acid binding
Source: RefSeq, a predicted model, not a curated record